GUUUCAUAUUGUCCCAAAAGGAAUGAAAAGAGAUUGUGAUGCAAAAAUACGACGCAUUUUUGAUAAACGGGUGACAAAAUUCAAGAGGAUGAUACAAUUUAGCGCCCUUAAAGAACAGGUAGAAUUUUCCUGAGGAAACUAGAAAUUCGAAGUUGGGAAAGUUUCUUACGUCCUCUACGAAACGUAAAAUUCUAGUGAACUCCAUUUUUUGAUUUCUUUCAGAAAACGAAGGUUUGGCCGUGGGGUCGAACUCAAGAAAAUACUCUUUGUCACUCUUGGUUGACGAUGAUUAUAGAGGUGGUCGAGACAUCUGGCAUGGCUGGAUUUUCAGCUGGUGGAUUAGUGGUUCCAUCUUCUGGCGAAGGAGAAUAAUAUUGUUGGUUCUGAUCGAUACUUUGCCGACUUUUCAAGAUUGUUGCCCGUGGUUACAUGUUGUUUACAGUUUGUAAUAAUGGCUAAAACCGACGAAACAUAUAAACAAUAUUUCGAAGAAUCGGAAGAACCAUCAGUCACAUCAUCUGAUUCAAAUGAAAGAAAAUUAGCCCGCAGACUGAGAGUUCAGAGACGUCAAGAUGCUCUAAGAAAGAAAGACAGACCGGAAGAAGAGCAGGAUGAGGAUAAAACACUAUCAGAAAAGCAAAUUAUUGCAAGUGCAGAGUAUUUGGAAAAAUUAAUAACUGAAGGAAAUGAAGUGACUUCGAAUGUAAAAAUAGCUAACGAUGCUCGAGAACUUGAUCGUCGAGGAAAAGAAAAUGAAACUCGAAAUAACUUGUUACAAAUGUUAGAAGAAAAUUCUAAGCAAUGUACAGAACGUUACCAAGAAAUUAACGAAAAAUGGUCCUCUAUUCUUGAGUCGAAAGAUCCUUUGGACAUUCAUGCUGCGAUGAUGGCUCAAAAUGAAAAAUGUCUCAAAGUUCUUGCAAUGAAAGAUUCUGCAAUUUCAGAACUAAAAAAAGAAUUGGAAGAGGCAGAUGCGAAAUUUAACUUGGAUCAGAAGAAGCAGACUGAAGAUAUAGAUAUAUUAAUUGAAAGAAUCGACCUCCAAGUGAAUUCUAUGGCGAAUGCUUACCGUCGAGAAUUAGUUUUGAUAGAGAACGCUUUGGACUCUGAACGAAAAACCUUUUUGCAAACUUCUAAAAAAAAAUGGGAGAGUUUGUUUAGUCAAAGAAAAGCGAAUGAGAUUAAUGGAAUUGAACAAAGAAAAGUAAUUAUGAGGGAAUUUGAAAAAGAAAUGAAUAGAGUGAUGACUGAACACCACGAGGAAUAUAGAGCUCAAAAAAUAAAAUUGGAAACUGAGUGUCAGAAGCUCCAACAGCAGAUUCAAGAGAUGAAGGCGAUUUGCAUGUUGAAUGUUGAAAAACUUAAUUAUAAUUACGCUGUUCUGAAAAGACGAGAGGACGAAAAUGCGAUUAUUAAAAGCCAACAAAAAAGAAGAUUAAACAAACUUCAGGACAUCAUAAACGAUUUAAAAAAAAGCUACGUUGAUUUAGAAGAGAAGACGAAACUGGAAAUACAAAAAUUGACAGACCAAGUUUUGCGAGCUCACAAAAGUAUUUUAGAACUUGAAAAUAAGUCUGAUCAUUUUACCGCAAUUAAUGAGAAACAGUAUUUGGAAAUUUGGGACAUGAAUUCAAAAAUUGCUGAUGAACUUUUGCAGAAGAUUUUAACAGCAGAUAAAAUAAUAUUUGAGCAAGCUUUAGGUUUGGAAUGGGAACCUCCAGAGCAAAAAAUUCUGAGAAAGGAGAAUUUGCCGUCUUACAGAAAAGCAAUUGCUGUGAUUGAACAAAAAAAAAUAAUGGUGGCCGAAAGAAACAAAAUGUGUGAACCAUACAGUCCAGCUAAAACAUUGGAGGAAAUUAAUUUAGAAAGAAAAAUGCUUUUACGUAUCGUGGAACAAAUUUCAGAUCGUUCUGGAUUUUUGAUUGAAGAAAAAUUGCGAGCACUGCUUAUGAAACAAAGCACGGAAAAUCGAAUUAUUAUAAGAGUUGAUAAAGUUUUACAGGCUUUGGAGAUAGAAUCAAAAGAGGACAUUGAGCUGCUUUUAAAUUUCUUUUUGCCCUACGCUUACUGUCCAAUUUGUAUAAAUCAGGAAAAUGAAUCUGAUAAAAGUUUUUCCGACAAAACUUCAACCUCGAGUAUAAAAGAAGAACUAUAUGGAAAACCAGAAGAACCUGAAGACGAAAGGACAAGAAAAUUAAUAGAAACAGUAAAAGAAGAAGUGACUGCAGUUUCUACUCAUUGCGGAUCGAGUGAGAGCAGUGGAAGUAUUUUUACAGAAAGUACAGAUUCUUCAGUUUCUGUAACUGAUAAAGCGACUAUCGAAGGAUCAAAAUCAAAUGAGGAUUUGUCCUGUGACUCUUUAAGCGACUCAAAGAAACAAAAACUGCUUUGCGAAGAAGGGCAUUUAUUCGAAAUACGAGUAACGCAUGUAAUAAAAGCUCUAAAAGAAUUCGUAGAAAAAUUUCAUUCAGUCAAACAAGGAGAAGAUUUGCUCACAUUUAAAGAAAAAUUAACACAGGCGAAAUCUACAAUUUCAAGAAAUAUUUCGAUUGAGGACGUCACAAAAUUUUGGGCUAGAUACAGAGAAAUCGUUAACGAAAAAAGAGAAAGACUUUGGGCUGCACUUUUGGUUGGAUUAAAUAAAUACCACGAAAUUUUAAAAGAACGACGCAAGUUGAAUACAGAAACUGAAUCGCUCCGGAGACAAAAUGCGGAACUGCAACGAUUAUUGGAAGCUUACAAAAAACCUGAAAAUAAUUUGCCGAUCUUGCGAUUGAAAAGAGAAGACAGCUGAUUUUAAUUGUAUCAUUCUUUUAAUUGUAGAUCGUACUUUCAUAAUUCACACAGAAUUAAAUAAUAAAUGACAAUUUCAUACCUUCACGAAA
Messenger RNA from Belonocnema kinseyi, 2885 nucleotides. RefSeq names its product dynein regulatory complex protein 1. Gene Ontology annotation, biological process: regulation of cilium movement; axonemal dynein complex assembly; cilium-dependent cell motility. The transcript has 13 exons. Gene Ontology annotation, cellular component: axonemal dynein complex; axoneme. Lineage: Eukaryota; Metazoa; Arthropoda; Insecta; Hymenoptera; Cynipidae. The coding region runs from base 452 to 2794 and encodes 780 amino acids. The record is from RefSeq and is a predicted model, not a curated record.